Messenger RNA from Procambarus clarkii (red swamp crayfish), 3189 nucleotides. The record is from RefSeq and is a predicted model, not a curated record. NCBI's taxonomy places the organism in Eukaryota, Metazoa, Arthropoda, Malacostraca, Decapoda, Cambaridae.
AUGGGCGCGAUCUCCGCCCCGACCACGCCCGCACCGCCCACCUUUCCCUUGCUCAUGAUCCCCGCACCAGCCACACCCGCGCCGCCCACCACUCACGAUCCCAACACCAUCCACGCCCGCGCCGCCAACCUGCCCAUUACCUACACAAAAAAAGAUGAAGACUCAAUGGUGAAUGUUCAGGAUGAGUUAGACAACUCUGAGAGGGCAACAGGUGCUGUCAUUAACAAGGACAAAACGCGUCUGAUCGGGUUUGGCAGUUGUGUUUUCCCAAUUGACAAGAAAAUUGCUAUGGAGAUUGACAAAACUAUUUUUAGAUAUGAAUGGUAUGGCAGAGACCAACCAAUUAAACGAACUACUCUAUGUAAAGGUGUUCCUCCCGAUGUCAUUUCCUGUACAGUUGUUACACUUUAUAUCUCGCCGCCAAUUUGCAGCAGUGUGCUCUCUGUAAUUGACGUGAAAGUUGGUGGCCACAAGAGCACAGUUGGUGGCCACAAGAGCACAGUUGGUGGCCAUAAGAGCACAGUUGGUGGCCAUAAGAGCACAGUUGGUGGCCAUAAGAGCACAGUUGGUGGCCAUAAGAGCACAGUUGUGGCCAUAAGAGCACAGUUGGUGGCCAAGAGCACAGUUGGUGGCCAAGAGCACAGUUGGUGGCCACAAGAGCACAGUUGGUGGCCAAGAGCACAGUUGGUGGCCACAAGAGCACAGUUGGUGGCCAUUGGUGGCCAAGCACAAGCACAGUUGGUGGCCAUAAGAGCACAGUUGGUGGCCAUAAGAGCACAGUUGGUGGCCAUAAGAGCACAGUUGGUGGCCAUAAGAGCACAGUUGGUGGCCAUAAGAGCACAGUUGGUGGCCAUAAGAGCACAGUUGGUGGCCAUAAGAGCACAGUUGGUGGCCAUAAGAGCACAGUUGGUGGCCAUAAGAGCACAGUUGGUGGCCAUAAGAGCACAGUUGGUGGCCAUAAGAGCACAGUUGGUGGCCAUAAGAGCACAGUUGGUGGCCAUAAGAGCACAGUUGGUGGCCAUAAGAGCACAGUUGGUGGCCAUAAGAGCACAGUUGGUGGCCAUAAGAGCACAGUUGGUGGCCAUAAGAGCACAGUUGGUGGCCAUAAGAGCACAGUUGGUGGCCAUAAGAGCACAGUUGGUGGCCAUAAGAGCACAGUUGGUGGCCAUAAGAGCACAGUUGGUGGCCAUAAGAGCACAGUUGGUGGCCAUAAGAGCACAGUUGGUGGCCAUAAGAGCACAGUUGGUGGCCAUAAGAGCACAGUUGGUGGCCAUAAGAGCACAGUUGGUGGCCAUAAGAGCACAGUUGGUGGCCAUAAGAGCACAGUUGGUGGCCAUAAGAGCACAGUUCGUGGCCAUAAGAGCACAGUUCGUGGCCAUAAGAGCACAGUUCGUGGCCAUAAGAGCACAGUUCGUGGCCAUAAGAGCACAGUUCGUGGCCAUAAGAGCACAGUUGGUGGCCAUAAGAGCACAGUUCGUGGCCAUAAGAGCACAGUUCGUGGCCAUAAGAGCACAGUUCGUGGCCAUAAGAGCACAGUUCGUGGCCAUAAGAGCACAGUUCGUGGCCAUAAGAGCACAGUUCGUGGCCAUAAGAGCACAGUUGGUGCCCAUAAGAGCACAGUUCGUGGCCAUAAGAGCACAGUUGGUGGCCAUAAGAGCACAGUUGGUGGCUAUAAGAGCACAGUUGGUGGCCAUAAGAGCACAGUUGGUGGCCAUAAGAGCACAGUUGGUGGCCAUAAGAGCACAGUUGGUGGCCAUAAGAGCACAGUUGGUGGCCAUAAGAGCACAGUUGGUGGCCAUAAGAGCACAGUUGGUGGCCAUAAGAGCACAGUUGGUGGCCAUAAGAGCACAGUUGGUGGCCAUAAGAGCACAGUUCGUGGCCAUAAGAGCACAGUUCGUGGCCAUAAGAGCACAGUUCGUGGCCAUAAGAGCACAGUUCGUGGCCAUAAGAGCACAUUUCGUGGCCAUAAGAGCACAUUUCGUGGCCAUAAGAGCACAGUUGGUGGCCAUAAGAGCACAGUUGGUGGCCAUAAGAGCACAGCUUGUGGCCAUAAGAGCACAGUUUGUUGCAAGAAAAGCACAGUUUGUUGCCAAAAAAUCACAGUUUGUUGCCAGAAAAUCACAGUUUGUUGCCAGAAAAUCACAGUUUGUUGCCAUAAGAGCACAGUUUGUUGCCAGAAAAUCACAGUUUGUUGCCAGAAAAUCACAGUUUGUUGCCAGAAAAUCACAGUUUGUUGCCAUAAGAGCACAGUUUGUUGCCAGAAAAUCACAGUUUGUUGCCAGAAAAUCACAGUUUGUUGCCAAAAAAUCACAGUUUGUUGCCAGAAAAUCACAGUUUGUUGCCAGAAAAUCACAGUUUGUUGCCAUAAGAGCACAGUUUGUUGCCAGUAAAGCACAGUUUGUUGCCAUAAGAGCACAGUUUGUUGCCAGAAAAUCACAAAAAGCAGAGUUUGUUGCCAGAAAAGCAGAGUUUGUUGCCAGAAAAGCAGAGUUUGUUGCCAGAAAAGCACAGUUUGUUGCCAGUAAAGCACAGUUUGUUGCCAGUAAAGCACAGUUUGUUGCCAGUAAAGCACAGUUUGUUGCCAGUAAAGCACAGUUUGUUGCCAGUAAAGCACAGUUUGUUGCCAGUAAAGCACAGUUCGUUGCCAGUAAAGUGCAGUUUGUUGCCAUAAGAGCACAGUUUGUUGCCAUAAGAGCACAGUUUGUUGCCAGAAAAGCACAGUUUGUUGCCAGUAAAGCACAGUUUGUUGCCAUAAGAGCACAGUUUGUUGCCAUAAGAGCACAGUUUGUUGCCAUAAGAGCACAGUUUGUUGCCAGAAAAGCACAGUUUGUUGCCAGUAAAGCACAGUUUGUUGCCAGUAAAGCACAGUUUGUUGCCAUAAGAGCACAGUUUGUUGCCAGAAAAGCACAGUUGGUUGCCAGAAAAGCACAGUUGGUUGCCAGAAAAGCACAGUUGGUUGCCAGAAAAGCACAGUUGGUUGCCAGAAAAGCACAGUUGGUUGCCAGAAAAGCACAGUUGGUUGCCAGAAAAGCACAGUUGGUUGCCAGAAAAGCACAGUUUGUUGCCAGAAAAGCACAGUUGGUUGCCAGAAAAGCACAGUUGGUUGCCAGAAAAGCACAGUUGGUUGCCAGAAAAGCACAGUUGGUUGCCAGAAAAGCACAGUUGGUUGCCAGAAAAGCCACUAUAUAG